GUUGGUUCCUACCUACACCAACAAAGCUGAACUGGAGAUCAUUUCUCCCCCCGAACUGAAGCCUUGUCCUGCCCCGUUUGCCUUUGGCUGCUUAACGAGAGGAAACGCCUGUCUUGUGUUCACGGGACUCCCCCGUCUCUCGGUUACGGGUGGUCUCCGGUCCGCUGCUCUUAGUUUGAGUUAUCGUGCAACAACAGCGGCAGCAGUGUUCUCGGAGCGCGGCACCUGAACGCCGCACGGCGCCAGCAGCAGCGGUACCUGAACGCCGCACGGCCGCUCCGCUCUGCGGGGAGGGAUGAGGACAGAGCCGGCCGCGGCGCUGCGGGUGUCCCGGCAGGGUCGGUAGGCGGGUGGCAGCUCGGUGCGGAUCUCCGUGUUGGAGGAGAGCAGAUGUUGUGAGAGGAACUCGUAAAAGCAGCACCCCAGUGUACUCCAGGGCCGGUCUCGUGAAUUUAAACCUCCCUGCUUGCUCUCCCCUGGUCUUGUCCUGGGCUUUUCCAGCGACACGAUGAGCGCCAUGCGUGUGGACGCCAAAGUGGUGAUGCUGGGAAAGGAGAGUGUGGGCAAGACAAGCCUGGUGGAGAGAUACGUUCACCAUCGCUUCCUAGUUGGCCCUUACCAGAACACUAUUGGUGCUGCUUUUGUCGCCAAACCCAUCCAGGUGGGAGACAAAGUGAUUACCCUGGGAAUAUGGGACACAGCUGGAUCCGAGCGCUACGAGGCCAUGAGCCGCAUCUACUACAGAGGAGCCCGGGCCGCGGUCGUCUGCUACGAUCUGACUGACAGCAGCAGCUUUGAGCGAGCUCGCUUCUGGGUGAAAGAACUGCAAAACUGCGAGGAGCACUGUAAGAUCUACCUGUGUGGCACUAAAAGCGACCUGAUCGAAGGAGACCGGAGCGUACGCCAAGUCGACUACCACGACUCCCAGGAUUUUGCUGAAGAGAUCGGCGCGCAGCAUUUCGAGACUUCCAGUAAAACAGGAAAUAAUGUGGAUGAGCUGUUUCAGAAAGUUGCUGAGGAUUAUAACAACACUGCUUUCCAGUACAUGACAGAAGAAACGGGUGUCGACUUGGGCCAAAAGAAAGACUCGUACUUCUACUCCUGUUGUCACAACAACUGAUGUGGAGCAAUGGGAAUUUGGGAAAACAGACGCCCCACAUUGUCUGGGAUGAAGUCAAACCUGGAUAUGCUGGAUGGCUGAAACUAAUCCCUGGAUGUGGUGUCACAAAUCACAGAAAAUCUAAUCAGUACUGUUUGUACCCUGUAAUAUAGGUUUCUUUUUUCUUUUUCUUUUGUGCCAUAAAGAACUGAGACCUGCAAGACUUUAUAGGAGAAGAUCUGCUGCUCUGACAUUCUGAAACCGAUAUAGAUGGAUUUAAAGACUUUGCACUUGUGUUUUACCGCAAAAAAUCGACUGUACAGAAGGGAGCAAACCUCACUAAAGCUGCAGGGUCAAAUCACUAGGACUAGUGGUUGAAACAUGCAGUGGUUUAAAAAGCGAAAACAGUGGUGUCAGAAAAGAGGGAGCCCACUGGACUGGCAGGAAAAACUGUGGAUGGAAGCAGUUUAUUGUUGAGCGAGUGCUGUGUUUCAGUAGAACUGGUUUGUUCAUAGCUAGUAUUGUUUAACCUUGUUGUCACAGCACAGAUGACAUAUUGUUUAAGCCAUCAAAAACCCCAAACACUCUAUUGUAACUCAUAUUACCCCUUAUAAUGCUGGUAUAACAUAAGAAAAAAAAAGCCUUUGUACCAAUAGUACAAAUGACUUACUUUCUACUUUCAGAUCUUUCGUGUUUACUACAACUUUUGCUGCAAGACAACCAUGGAUGUAUUGCAGGAGCUGAUGCACGCCUCAGCUUAGUCAUUUUUUUGCAUUGAAAAAAACAUUAUGUGGCCUAAAAGAAAAUUCCCCAAAGACAGAAUAAGUGGAACUGCCAACAAGAGUUUUUUCAAGGUCCGUGUACUUUGCGGCCAUC
This is a messenger RNA of Cololabis saira (Pacific saury), 1975 nucleotides long. It is a transcript of the gene rab24, whose product is annotated as RAB24, member RAS oncogene family. The transcript is spliced from 9 exons. The coding region runs from base 509 to 1120 and encodes 203 amino acids. Gene Ontology annotation, molecular function: GTPase activity; GTP binding. Lineage: Eukaryota; Metazoa; Chordata; Actinopteri; Beloniformes; Belonidae. The record is from RefSeq and is a predicted model, not a curated record.